Molecule: messenger RNA, 1434 nt
Organism: Engraulis encrasicolus (European anchovy)
Lineage: Eukaryota; Metazoa; Chordata; Actinopteri; Clupeiformes; Engraulidae
Product: fibroleukin
Exons: 6
Coding region: 80-1297 (405 amino acids)
Source: RefSeq, a predicted model, not a curated record
UAAAAUAGUAAAAUAUAUAUUUUUUAAAAAGAAAGACCAAUUAGAUAAACAAAUCUUGAAUAGCAUAAGUACUCACACGAUGGUGUCUGCAGGGGUGUUCUUCUCCAGCAUGUCUGGCGCGGCGGGUCGUGUGUGUGUUCGCACAGUGCUGUGGCUGUGGGUGAGUGUGUGUGCGUGCGGCGUGUGCGUGUGGUGUCAGAGGGAGAUCCUGGUAGCCGCUCCACCACAGAGAUCUUGUGAGGCGGGGGGCUGCCGGGCCAACGCUCCCCCACCCAGGACCCAGGAGCGACCCAGACCCACCGAGGUGGUGGAAGUGUCAGACCGGCUGAUCCAGCUCCAGCGCUGCAUGCGCUCCCUGAGUGGCCCUGGUGCCACAGGACAGCCCAGAGGUCAAGGGUCAGACUCCGAGUCCCUGGCGGCCAUCUUGGCCCUCAUGGCAUCAAUCUUGCUGGAGUGUGACCUCCACUGUCACAGCAACCGGCUCCAGGAAGUGGCACACAGACUGGAGGGUGCAGCGGCAGGUCGAGAUGGAGAGAGAGAUCUCUUGGUGUUGCUCAGGAGUAUCACACACAGCACUCAGCCUCCAACAGUACCUCCGUCCUCCAGGCUGCAUCCACAGGACUGUGCUGAGAUCCACCGCUGGGGGAUCAAGGAGAACGGCAUAUACACCAUCCAGCCUGACCCACAGCUACCCGCUAUGGAGGCUGUGUGUGACAUGCAGAGCGAUGGCGGGGGCUGGACGGUGUUUCAGCAGCGUGCGGACGGAUCGGUGCCGUUCAACCGCAGCUGGGCAGAGUACCGGCAGGGCUUUGGCCGCCCUCAGGGGGACCACUGGCUGGGUAACGCCGCGCUCCACGCACUCACGGGCACCGGAAGACACGCACUACGCAUUCACCUACAGGACUGGCACAAACACACACGCCAAGCCACCUACAGCACCUUCAGAGUGGCAUCAGAGGCCCACAGGUACCGGCUCACAGCCAAAGGCUACGCUGGUGACGCUGGCAAUGCCCUGAGUUACAGCAAGCGCUACAACCACGACGGCCGUUCCUUCAGCACCUACGACCGCGACCACGACCGCUACACCGCCGGAAACUGCGCCCGCUACUAUGGUGCAGGCUGGUGGUUCGACGCGUGCCUGGCCGCCAACCUGAACGGGCGCUACUACCACGGGCGCUACAGCGGGCUGACAGACGGCAUCUACUGGGGCACCUGGUACAUCCUCACAGACGCCCGCUCCGGCGAGAGAUACUCUUUCAAGAGCGUUCAGAUGAUGACACGGCCUAGGCCGGCAUAAUGCAGUACAUAUCUAUGCAUGAAAUGAUUAUAUACGGUAUCUGGUAUACAAGUGAAAUUUAAAGUUCCAAUGUGUCAUUUUUUCGUUGUUUAUUUCUGUAAUGUAUGCUGCCUACUUACGUUUACAUUUUUAAUGUC